Aspergillus wentii DTO 134E9 is the source of this 1043-nucleotide messenger RNA. It is a transcript of the gene psf3, whose product is annotated as DNA replication protein PSF3. Lineage: Eukaryota; Fungi; Ascomycota; Eurotiomycetes; Eurotiales; Aspergillaceae. Gene Ontology annotation, cellular component: GINS complex. The record is from RefSeq and is a predicted model, not a curated record. The transcript has 6 exons. Bases 292 to 828 code for a protein of 178 amino acids. Gene Ontology annotation, biological process: mitotic DNA replication initiation.
GUGAUUAAAGAUUGUGUUUGUUUAUCAUGGAAGAUAGGAAGAAUAAAAAGUAGAAACAUGUAUGGAAGUAUGCAGCAGCAUAAUGAUACAGACGGGGAAAAGAUGAAGAAAAAAAGAAACGACAUGGGCGCGAUUCGAAUGCAAAGCCAAAAUUAUCGUGGGUCUCUUUUUUUCCCUUUUCACUCAACGCGCCACCGCUUCCUAUGUGGUACGCGACUUGGGCGAACUCCAAAGUCUACAACAUCAAUCGCCCAAGUUUAGUCAUUUUUACUGUGCAAUUAUAGAUUCAGCAUGUCUUACUAUGAUAUUGACUCUAUCUUAACAGAUGCGCAGAAAUUGCCCUGCACGUUUGAGCUCGAGGUGCCGGGGCUUGGCAUUCUAGAAGGUAACCCGGGAGAAAAUAUCAAAGCAGGGACUCGGAUUGAUCUACCAUUAUGGCUGGGUGAGAUGCUUUCUAUCGGAGCUCGUCUGGGGACUUCACGUCUGGUCGCUCUCGAUCUACCAGACGCAUUAUCAGAGCGGGUGAUGAACGCGUUGAAGGCUGAUCCCCGGACGCUGGAUCUGCGUUCGCUGGCACCGCAUUUCUACAAUCUAAGCGAGCGAAUCCUCGAGCUUUUCGAGGAGGAAGAGAUGGUGGACAUCCUGAGUAAUACGUUCAAAAAGCGUGCAGCGGAGAUUGCUGACCAUGCACACAACCCGCGGGGUGCUAUGGGUGAGGGUGUCGAGUUUCUGCGUGGACUGGACGAGACCGAACGACAAUUGUUUCGAGUUGCUCAUGAUAGCGCCAAGGAGAUGCGAAUUUGGUCUGGAGAGGCAAAGAAGAAAUGAAGGGCAUGGUGAUAUCAGUGUCUACCGGAUUGAGCUGUGCUCGUCCAUUAUACGAUAAUGAACUGUUGGUCUAGUCUUUAUGCGAUAUGAAUAUAAUCAUUCAACCGAGGUACCAAGGUUGUAUAUACAGUAAACAUGGAGGCCUGCGUUCAUUAAAAUAUAAACUGGCCACAGACAACGCAGAUAAUGGUUACAGUUCCACAGGUCGAUUGGUU